Molecule: messenger RNA, 501 nt
Organism: Symbiodinium natans
Lineage: Eukaryota; Dinophyceae; Suessiales; Symbiodiniaceae
Source: the annotation of a GenBank genome assembly
AUGAAGCUUGCUGAGACGGAUCUGGAGAAGAGUGUCCUCUUGGAGUUGCCUGUGUAUCCAAUUUACGCGAUCCCUUCGAGCAAUACGCUUGGCCUGGUUGCGCGCUUGCUUCGCGUUGUGGUCCUGAGCCGCCUCAAGCUGUCGAGUGUGUUCCAACGCGUGGAGCGUUUCCUCGGAAAUCCAGAGACGUCGACUGCGGACUUCCUGCUUCGGGAAAGUUUGCAAGGCCGCCUCCUGCAUAGCCGCGCUGAAUGCCGUCUCGCCGGAAAGCUGAAAGAAAGCCGGUUCUGGCUCAAACGUCGGCGCGGAGGUGCCUUUACGCGUAAUGGCGAGGCGACCUUCGUUCGCGUUGUGGUUGGCGCGUUCGUUGCCCUCGGUGCCUGCGUGGGCUUUGACCCACGUGUACGUGACUUUGAGAGGCCCGUGACGCGUGAAUUGCUUGGCGAGGUUGACAAGCGGCUUGUGGUGCUUAGCUUUCCACUUACCCUGGAUGACAUAUGA